This is a messenger RNA of Fusarium pseudograminearum CS3096, 1410 nucleotides long. RefSeq lists its product as uncharacterized. Gene Ontology annotation, molecular function: transmembrane transporter activity. Gene Ontology annotation, biological process: transmembrane transport. Gene Ontology annotation, cellular component: fungal-type vacuole membrane. The record is from RefSeq and is a predicted model, not a curated record. Bases 1 to 1410 code for a protein of 469 amino acids. Lineage: Eukaryota; Fungi; Ascomycota; Sordariomycetes; Hypocreales; Nectriaceae. The transcript has 4 exons.
AUGUCUUCCUCCUCGACUCAAAUCUUCGAUGCAACGCCGUCAACGACUAUACGUGAUGUAGAAAUGACCAACAGUCCUGUAGUGGGCCUUGAUCAACAGCAGCAUGAAUCCCAUACAUCUGAGAUUUCCCUUCCACCUACCGACCAUGGAAAGGAUGCAUACCUAACUCUACUCUGCUGCACCAUGGCCCAAUUACCCAUCUGGGGCUACUCAGUCUCAUUUGGCAUAUUCCAAGAAUACUACUCCCGUCCAUCAAGCCCAAUUAGUACGGCAUCUUCCGGCACAAUCGCAACAAUCGGAGCAUUGCAACAAGGUGUCAUGUAUCUCAUGAUGCCCUUUGCCUUUAUGGUUCUUACCAAAUACCCUCGUUUGCGCCAAUACUGUGGUCCACUCGGUAUUCUCAUUACAACAGCUAGCCUGACUGCUUCAGCUUUCGUGGACACUGUCGCAGGGCUCAUUGCGACGCAAGGUGCUUUGUACUCGAUUGGCUGUGGACUUUUGUUCAGUCCGAUUUCGCAUUAUAUGAACGAGUGGUUCGUUGAGAGGAAGGGAAUGGCUCUUGGUGUGAUGUGGGCAGGCAAAUCAUCAACGGGUAUCGCCAUGCCAUUCGUCUUCGAUGCUUUACUCCGUCGGAUCGGUCUACGCGCGACUCUCCUAGUCUGGGCUGGUGCUUCUACUGUGAUGAGUCUCCCCACGUUGUUCUUCAUCAAACCUCGGAUUCCGCAGCACAACCAAGUUCAGGUUCGGUCACUUUCGUUCAACUUCCUCCGCCAUACUUCUUUUUGGAUGAUGCAAGCAGGCGUGAUCAUACAGUCGCUAGGUUAUCUCAUGCCUAGUACGUACUUAGCUAGCUACGCAUCGACGAUUGGGCUGCCCAGCAUUACCGGCCCUAUCCUUCUCGCAUUGUUCUCGGUAGCGUCAGUCCCCGGCGGUAUCAUACAUGGCAUGGUCGGUGACAAGACAUCAGCGACCAGAGCUGUCACUAUUGCAUCUUUGGGAAGCGCGCUACCUAUCUUCUUACUCUGGGGUCUUAGUUUAAACCUCGCCAAUUUGGUGGUCUUUGUUGUUCUCUAUGGCUUUUUCGCAGGCGGUUUCAGCUCAACAUGGUCCAACAUGUCAUCAGACAUACAGAAGAACGACCCUGACGCUGAUUCGGCGCUUAUUUUCGGCAUGCUGAUGGGCGGGCGAGGGGUAGGGUUCGUGUCUGCUGGUCCCUUGAGCGGUGUUUUAUUGCAGGCCAAAGCGUCUCUAUCUAAUGAGGCAUUGGGUUAUGCGACGAAAAUGCAGUUGACAACGCUUCUGCCUGUGAUGCUAAACGCAAUCCGAAUCUUCCGCAUCCACGAUAUCGAUCACUUUGCAGGCAUCUACGCAGUAGGCGUCAUUGACGCUGUUUCGUACACCUUCGUUUAG